AACUAACUUCCAUAUUGGCUCAGGUUGGCUCCAUUGCAGCUGGUGGGCGUUAUGAUAAUCUUAUAGGAAUGUUUGGCACAAAGCAGGUUCCUUCAGUAGGUGUUAGCCUUGGAAUUGAGCGUGUGUUUGCUAUAAUGGAGCAGCUUGAAAAAGAUCGCAACCAGUCGGUCCGACCAACAAAGACACAAGUUUUGGUGUCUAUUCUUGGGGAGGACCUCUCUCAAGCUGCUGAGUUGACGAGUGAAUUGUGGCAGGCCAAAUUGAAAGUAGAGUUCAUGGUCAACAAAAGAGUGAUGAAACAUAUUGACCGUGCCAAGGAGUCACGUAUCCCGUGGAUGGUGAUUGUUGGUGAGCGUGAACAAAACGAAGGCAUCGUCAAAUUGAAAGACAUAGAAGCCAACAAGGAGGAGGUGGUCCCAAGAAACAGGAUAGUAGAGGAACUACGGAGACGAUUGGAUGUCUUGUCUUUGUAG
Molecule: messenger RNA, 473 nt
Organism: Telopea speciosissima
Lineage: Eukaryota; Viridiplantae; Streptophyta; Magnoliopsida; Proteales; Proteaceae
Product: histidine--tRNA ligase, cytoplasmic-like
Exons: 2
Coding region: 69-473 (134 amino acids)
Biological process (GO): mitochondrial translation
Cellular component (GO): mitochondrion
Source: RefSeq, a predicted model, not a curated record